ACAAUUCACAAAACGUCCUUUGAAAUUGGAGCUAUUUCUGUUGAAGGUUUCGUUGACGUGCACGAAUCGUAGUGGCCCCUCUUCUCUCAUCGCAUCGAGUUGAGUUUCUCAUCCUCCCAUUUAUUAGGGCUCCGUCUUUGACCCUCUCUUUCUCACCGGUCGGUGCAUUUUACCGGAAAAUCCAUAUUUUCCGAUAAGAUUCUCCGACCGCUCUUGUUAUAUUUUCCCAAGGAAAUCUCAAAUUCGUAUACUCCCGUCCAAUAUCCAAUUCUUUUCUCGCGUUCCUCGACACGAAGAAUCUUUGGUGAUCCUUAACCGUUUGAUUUCCAAUUUCCUUCUUGUCAUGAUUCAGCUAUGAUUUAAUCGGAAUUGGAUUUCAAGUUCUCAUUGAAAUCGCUGACUCUGAUAUCAUCAACAAUCUUUGUUGCGGAGGGAGGUUUUAGCUUCGGUAUUCUGUAAUUGAUUUAUCCGUGAAGAUGGCUGGUCAAGGCGGCUCUUCAAGGAGAAGUCUAUCGCUGACAAGCAAGAAGAAGACUUCCGAGAAUGGAGGCCCUGAGUUUGCGGCGCGAAGAUCUCUUUCGUCUGCGCGAUCUAUGGGGCUAAGUGGUGAACGUACUGUAAAACGGCUGCGGCUGUCAAAGGCCCUAACAAUACCUGAAAGUACAACUAUUCUUGAGGCUUGCCGUCGGAUGGCUGCUCGUAGAGUUGAUGCUUUAUUGCUAACUGACUCCAAUGCAUUACUUUGUGGAAUCCUUACAGACAAGGAUAUAGCAACUAGGGUUAUUGCCCAGGAGGUUAACCUUGAGAAUACACCUGUUUCAAAAGUUAUGACAAAAAACCCGGUCUUUGUUCUCUCCGACACUCUUGCUGUGGAAGCCCUCCAAAAGAUGGUGCAAGGAAAAUUCAGACAUUUGCCUGUGGUGGAGAAUGGGGAGGUCAUUGCUUUACUUGAUAUAGCAAAGUGUUUAUAUGAUGCUAUUGCUCGUAUGGAAAGGGCGGCUGAAAAGGGAAAGGCUAUUGCUGCAGCUGUUGAAGGUGUUGAAAAACAUUGGGGGACAUCAAUUUCUGGCCCCAAUACCUUCAUUGAGACGCUUCGAGAGCAGAUGUUUAGGCCAUCUCUGUCUACAAUCAUUCUGGAGAAUUCAAAGGUUGUAACAGUUUCCCCAACAGAAACAGUUUUAGUGACAGCAAAGAAGAUGCUUGAACUUCGAUUAAGCUGUGCAGUUGUGACAAUUGAUGACAAACCGCGGGGAAUUCUUACAUCAAAGGAUAUCUUGAUGCGGGUAAUAGCACAAAAUCUUCCUCCAGAGUCCACUUUGGUGGAUAAGGUCAUGACUCCAAAUCCAGAAUGCGCAACGGUAGAUACACCGAUUGUUGAUGCACUGCAUAGUAUGCAUGACGGGAAGUUUUUGCACCUUCCAGUAGUAGAUAGAGAUGGAACUGUAGUUGCUGUCGUGGAUGUAAUACAUAUCACACAUGCUGCUGUGGCAACAGCUGGAAAUACUGCUGGCAUAAGUAAUGAAGCCACGAACACUAUGAUGCAAAAGUUCUGGGAUUCUGCCAUGGCCUUAAGUGCCAAUGAUGAUGAUGAGGAUACUCAAAGUGAAGGUUCCUUAAAAUUGGCUUCAGAUGCAACGGAGACAGCAAGAUCGAUUUCCUAUCCUUUAACAAAACUGUCUAAUACAUUUGCUUUUAAGAUUGAAGAUAAGAAGGGCAGGAUGCACAGGUUUACUUGUGAAGCCCAAAGUUUGACAGAUCUUCUAGCUGCGAUCCUUCAGAGGGUGGGAGAUGACAUCGACCCCAACAACCUGCCUCACAUUAUGACCCCCCCGGUUAUAUGCUAA
Molecule: messenger RNA, 1844 nt
Organism: Corylus avellana
Lineage: Eukaryota; Viridiplantae; Streptophyta; Magnoliopsida; Fagales; Betulaceae
Source: RefSeq, a predicted model, not a curated record